AAGAUGCAGACUCCUUGCCCUGCUUCAGGGCCCAGAGAAAACCGAGCGGCUCAGGCCUGGCGCUUAACGACUGGAUCUGCAAAGUGAAACUUUUCCAGUCCUGGUUGCAAGCUGCCUUCACCAUUCGCUCCUCGUUGGAAAAAUAACAGCUCUUAAAGGCGCGCGGCGGGAGGGAACAAAGGUCCUUUGCCCGGGGCCGCGCAUGCACGACGUACUCGGUAGCUGGCCCAGGCAUGGCUCCGCGUUGGCUCGCUCUCCUCGCGCGCGCAGGGCAGGCCAAAUGGCCGCUGCCUGGCUGUGCCUCUUACAGGCCGAGCAGCAGCAGCGCCGCCGCCGAAGCCACCAGCGACAGAAACCACCUAAUAUACACGCAAGAGCAUUUCGCCCUGAGAGCGUCGCUGAGAAAGAUUAUUGACAAAGAAAUUAACCCAUUUGUGGACAAAUGGGAAGAAGAGGGCCAGUUUCCAGCACACCAAGUGUUUAAAAUUCUGGGGAAGGCUGGGUUCCUUGGAGUGAACAAACCAAUUGAGUAUGGUGGCCUGGGAUUGGACUUUUCCUACAGCAUGGCAGUGGCAGAAGAGCUGGGAAAUAUUCGCUGCGGAGGUGUGCCCAUGGCCAUCGGAGUGCAAAGUGACAUGGCUACUCCAGCCCUUGCAAGAUUUGGAUCUGAUGAGCUGAAACAACAGUUUCUCGCCCCAACUAUUGCAGGAGAUGUGGUGGCUUGUUUAGGGGUCAGUGAACCUGAGGCAGGCUCAGAUGUUGCUGUGUCAGAUAGAAAUACUCUCACAAAAACAAAAAUGCUUGUGGCGGUAGAUAUUGUGAAGCUACCAGGUGUUCAUGUUGCUAAGAAAAUAGAGAAGAUUGGCAUGAGGUCAUCAGACACGGCACAGAUAUUUUUUGAGGAUGUCAGAGUUCCCAGUAAAUACCUCAUUGGGGAGGAAGGAAUGGGUUUUACAUACCAGAUGUUGCAAUUCCAAGAGGAGCGUCUGUGGGCUGCUGCCAACAUUCUUGCACCUCUUGAAAAUGUGAUACAGGAAACAAUUGAUUAUACUCGCCAGCGUAAGACAUUCAACCAGCCAAUACUUUAUAACCAAACAGUGCACUUUCGUCUGGCUGAAUUAACAACCGAGUUGGAGCUCCUUCGUUCCUUGGUGUAUCGAGCUGUUGCUCUCUACAUACAGGGCAAUGACGUGACCAAAUUGGCAUCCAUGGCAAAACUGAAGGCAGGACGUCUUGCUCGGGAACUAACAGAUAGUUGUCUUCAGUUCUGGGGAGGAAUGGGAUUCACGAAUGAGGUGCUAGUGAGCAGAUUGUACAGGGACUCAAGAUUGUUAUCAAUAGGAGGUGGUUCUGAUGAAGUCAUGCUUUCUAUUAUAUGCAAGUACAUGCAGACCUUACCCAAGAAGCAGCACUUAUAAAUUUACGUUUCCUCAUAUGUAAUCUGCAUUAGGUGGAUUGUCUUGAAUAAAUAAUAUACAAU
This is a messenger RNA of Gekko japonicus, 1480 nucleotides long. RefSeq names its product probable acyl-CoA dehydrogenase 6. The record is from RefSeq and is a predicted model, not a curated record. NCBI's taxonomy places the organism in Eukaryota, Metazoa, Chordata, Lepidosauria, Squamata, Gekkonidae. Gene Ontology annotation, biological process: fatty acid beta-oxidation using acyl-CoA dehydrogenase. Bases 234 to 1418 code for a protein of 394 amino acids. The transcript has 10 exons. Gene Ontology annotation, molecular function: flavin adenine dinucleotide binding; acyl-CoA dehydrogenase activity.